AUGGCCGACGUUGACGACAAAAUUGACGAGACGAAGUCCACGGCCGAAGCCAGAAACGGGCAUCAUGUCGACCUCAACACGACGGCCUCUGUCGACCUGAUAAACGCCUCAGGCCACGUCCAGCAGCUCUCACGCAACUUCAGCUUGGCAGCCCUCGCUGGCGUUGGUCUCACAGUCGGCAAUGUCUGGCCUGCCAUCGGCGGAUCCAUCCUUGUGGCGAUUUUUAACGGCGGCCCGCCUGGAGUAUUGUACGAGUUUCUAGCCGUGUCCGUGUGUUACUGGACCGUUGCCGCCAGCAUUGCGGAGCUGGCAAGCGCCAUCCCGUCGUCGGCGGGCGUCUAUCACUGGGCAUCCGUCACGCCGGGCCGGCGCUGGGGGCGUGGAAUCGGCUUCUUCGCCGGCUGGUGGAACUAUCUCGCCUGGGUUUUGGGGCUGGCGAGCAUGUCCUCCAUCUUUGGCAACACCGUUGUGCAGAUGUACGCCCUGAACCACCCAGACGUGGUUGUGCAGCCAUGGCACGUUUUCGUUGCAUACCUGCUGUCGACAUGGCUCGCGUGUGCCGCGGUUUGCUUAGCCAACAAGGCGCAGCCAGCGCUGGACAAGUUUGGCAUUUUUGCUAUCCUCGGCGGCUUCUUCAUCACGAUCACUAUCGUCGCAGUUAUGCCUGGCCGAGGUGGGAGACCGCCGCAUGCAACAUCGUCGUUUGUCUGGAAGGAGUGGUCGGCAGAUAUCGGGUACCCCGAUGGCUUCGUUUUCCUCGCGGGCAUGCUCAACGGAGCGUAUAGCGUGGGGGCCGUGGACGCGACAACGCACUUGGCGGAGGAGAUUGCCUUGCCACACCGCAACGUGCCCAUUGCUAUCGGCAUGCAGAUGAGUAUUGGCUUCGUUACGGGGUUUUGUUACCUUGUGGCCAUCAUGUACGGCAUCAACGACCUCGACGCCUUAUUCGAGUCACCUUAUCCCAUCGCCGAGAUCUACCGACAAGCCACUGGAUCAGCGGCCGGGGCCACAGGCCUUCUGGCGCUCAUCAUGAUUUGCAUUGGACUCACGAUCAUGGGCCUGUACAUGAUCUGCGGACGGACGCUCUGGGCGCUGGCGCGCGACGGGGCGACGCCGGUGCCAGGGUUUCUGGGCGAGGUCAAUGGCAGGCUGGACAUGCCACUGCGGUCGACGCUGGUGACGGCGGUCCUGGUGACGAUUCUCGGGGCCAUUUAUGUGGGCAGCACAACGGCAUUCAAUGCACUCGUGGGCAGUUUUAUCUUGACGUCGAGCAGCUCCUAUCUGGCUGCGAUCCUGCCGAACCUGCUGACGGGACGAAAGAAUAUUUCAUACGGGCCUUUCCACAUGCGCGGAUGGAUUGGGUUUGCAGUAAAUGGUAUGGCGUCAAGUAUGAAUUAUGCGUCGUUGAUCUGGGGUGGCGUCACCAUCCUGGUGGGUCUCUGGUGGUUCAUCCAUGCUCGAAAGGGAUACCAGGGGCCUCAGACAACAGGAGGCAUUGUCAGUGAGGUGGAGAGGGAGAAGGUGACGACGGCCGAUGUUCGAGCCAGGCUGGGCCGGCCAUGA
Molecule: messenger RNA, 1563 nt
Organism: Verticillium alfalfae VaMs.102
Lineage: Eukaryota; Fungi; Ascomycota; Sordariomycetes; Glomerellales; Plectosphaerellaceae
Exons: 2
Coding region: 1-1563 (520 amino acids)
Biological process (GO): amino acid transport; transmembrane transport
Cellular component (GO): membrane
Molecular function (GO): transmembrane transporter activity
Source: RefSeq, a predicted model, not a curated record